UUACUACCACGGUUAUUGCCACAAAUCAAGAGGGCAAAGUGAACGGCAUGGGACUCACACCAACUUUAGCGAAAUUGAGUUUGGUACCUACUUCUGCGAAGUUCACGGCCAAGAAUUUCACAUGCAGAUGAUAUACAAACAAGGAAAAAUGGAAAGAGACUUUCUAGGUGUAUCCUGCAUUGGUUGAUUUUGCAAACUCAUAGCCAAACUCACAACAAAACAUGACAAGCCUUUCGAGGUUUAGUGGCUUCCCUCUCUCUUGCGUCAACCCCGGGGAGAGCAAUACUGAACCCAGCGUGGUGCUGCCACCUUUGGCAGGAGAGCACAUGGGACUCCCCACUGGCAGUUCCUUAAAACUCUGCCCCUCGCACAAUUUGCGAGACUACCCCGAGACGAGGUCCAGUGCAUAUGUUGACCAUUCGGUUACCAAUUUUUCAGACUCUGGAUACCCCAGCCACCGGUUAGAGCACAGCCCUAGGGGCAUUAUCAUUGGAGCCAAUCUUUCUGGAGCCGGCAUGCCACCCGUCACUGAUCAACUGGCAUCAAGAGCUAACCAACAUGGCGGGAUUGGAAGGUACCGUGACUUUCCUGGCUACAGAGACAACAGAAGCCAUGCUUUUUUCUCAAGUUAUCAGGAGCAGGCCCACGCCUCCACCGAUGCAUCUCGAGAUUUCGGCGGCCAGAUGAUGCUGGGUCUACCUGGUGACCUCCUCGGCCGGACUCACCAUUAUGGCCAAACUAUCAACCCCAAGGGAAGCAGCCAGCAACUUGUCUCACAAUUCCUGGGGCUGUACAAACCCCUCAACAUGGCAAUUCAGCGUGGAGGAGGCGACGCUUUCUUCAGGUGCUCUAAACAAACAGUGAAGCAUGAGCUAGUGUGCAAGUGGACUGACGGCCAAGAGGGGGCUGGGAAGCUGUCUUGCUCCAGAGCCUUCGGGACCAUGUAUGAACUUGUCACCCAUGUGACAGUGGAGCAUGUCGGAGGACCAGAUCACUCUGAAUAUGUGUGUCAGUGGGAGAAUUGUGCGAGGGACAGGAAGCCUUUCAAAGCCAAAUACAAGCUGGUGAACCACGUCAGAGUCCACACAGGGGAAAAGCCCUUUCCCUGCCCCUUUCACGGCUGUGAGAAAGUUUUUGCGAGAUCAGAAAAUCUUAAGAUCCACAAGAGGACUCACACAGGUGAAAAACCUUUUAAAUGUGAGUUCGAGGGCUGCAACCGGAGGUUUGCCAACAGCAGCGACAGAAAGAAGCAUUCUCACGUGCACUCCAGUGACAAACCCUACAUAUGCAAGGUCAGGGGCUGCGACAAGUGUUACACCCACCCAAGCUCCCUGCGAAAGCACAUGAAGCUCCACUGCAACAAGGCACACCUCGCCAAAAGCGAUGACGCGCGUCCCGGUGACGAGGGUCACAUUGCGGAGGUCAGGUCAACCCGAGUCCCGGAUGGAGCCCAUAUCAGUCCUCCUCUCCCCCCCACCUUAACUCAAGAUGUCCCCCUGUCCCCAGAGAGUCGAGACGAGUCGACCUCGAGGUCACGUUUCCAUCACACGUUUGACAGCAGUUUGGACUACUCCGCACACAGGUCACAGCCCCUCAUGGAUCCUUUGUUGCUACAGAGAGGCAGCUACAGGUCCCAGUCCUCUCAGUACCCCUGCGGCCAGACAGGUCACACUUUCGCCCAGAGCUCAAGGACUUUCCCCUCCACUUCUCCCUUCCAGAAAAGUAUUGUCAAUGGAUGGUACACAUGCCACAACGGUGUGGACUCUUUCCCACCAAAGCAAUGUAACAACAUCCCGUCUCUCUGAGUCCCUGUCGGGACACAUGCGGGCAACCUACAAUUUUUCCGGCCUAUUUUUUCAUGUUAUAGCCUAAAACUUACAGCUGUAUAUCUGUUACUCUCUGUAUUUUUGUGAAUGUUGUAUCAAAUAUUUUGUGACACGUCGAGUCAUCCUAUUGGAAAACUUGCAUUGCGAAUUGUGGCGAGCUUUAUUUGUUGUUGUGAGGCCUGUUUGGUUGGGUUUGGCUUGCAGCCUAAAGCCACAUCUCCCCCACAGUGGGAUAUAGGAACUUUUACAAAGUGUAUUUGCCUAAUUGUUCGCUGUGUAAUAAUUAUUAAAUAUAUCUAUCUUAAGUGAGACAAAAAAAAAAUGAUUUUAUGGAAAUCUGCAUAUUGAGUCUUCUAAACAUAUAGGCUAUUACUGAAGAGUAAAAGAAGACGUCUUGCUGAAUGUAGCCCUACGUGUAGGCGUCUUUGUUGAAUGUAAACUAGAUGUAAUGUAUGUCGGGAACAUAGAAACAUUAUUCAUGUCUUUAUGUAUGUCGCCAGAUGAAAUAAAUAUCAGAAAGAUCUUUUCUCAAGUUUUGAGACCUAACCAGCCUGCGUGAUGGGCCUAAAGCACUAAAGCAUGUCUGUAAUUAAAAUACUGCGAGGCUCAGUAGGUUUUUUUUCCCUCCCCUUGAUUAAGUUUCACUUUUCUCCCCUUUUACAUUACAUGUUCGUAUUCUUGUUUGUAUUAUAUGUAUAUUUCACAUUUCUGUGCAAAGUAAGACCAGUGUUCGUGAUACUAUUAAACACGUUUAAUUAGCAUACAGUUCUACUGUACAUAGGCCUACUGUAUAAUUAAUUAUGUAUUCUAUAUUUUAUUAAAGUGUCUAUAUUCUCUUUGA
Messenger RNA from Cottoperca gobio, 2667 nucleotides. It is a transcript of the gene zic6, whose product is annotated as zic family member 6. The transcript is spliced from 2 exons. Gene Ontology annotation, biological process: regulation of transcription by RNA polymerase II. The record is from RefSeq and is a predicted model, not a curated record. NCBI's taxonomy places the organism in Eukaryota, Metazoa, Chordata, Actinopteri, Perciformes, Bovichtidae. Gene Ontology annotation, cellular component: nucleus. Gene Ontology annotation, molecular function: RNA polymerase II cis-regulatory region sequence-specific DNA binding; DNA-binding transcription factor activity, RNA polymerase II-specific. Bases 222 to 1805 code for a protein of 527 amino acids.